Messenger RNA from Colossoma macropomum (tambaqui), 3425 nucleotides. RefSeq names its product E3 ubiquitin-protein ligase TRIM39-like. Lineage: Eukaryota; Metazoa; Chordata; Actinopteri; Characiformes; Serrasalmidae. Gene Ontology annotation, molecular function: protein binding; zinc ion binding. The record is from RefSeq and is a predicted model, not a curated record. The transcript is spliced from 7 exons. The coding region runs from base 456 to 2090 and encodes 544 amino acids.
AAUAACUCUGAGUUCGGUGGAGCUGUAAGCUAGAAAUGUCAGUAGUGGAACAGCUGAAUAGAGGAGCUGCUGCUUUUAGCUCAGUAAUAUUUUAAUAGAUUUAGUUUAAUGUUGUUUUUCUCUAAAUGGGAGCUAAAAGAAAAGCUCACAGUGUUUGUACAGAGCUUCGUGCCUUUUUGAGCAAAAGCUGCUUAUUGAGAUGCUGUAAUUCAGUUAGUGAAUAUCUUGCUGGCCAAAACCUGCAAGUACAACAAACUAUCACCAUGCAGUGACCUCAUGACGUCACUCAGGAGAAACGAAACUAAUGCAGAGCUGCUUCAAAAACCGAAUUCAGUUCUUCCAGCAGGACACAGUUUCCAGUUUGAAGGUUCUCCAGUCAGGAAACUCAGUUAAACUCUACAGAUCAACUCUGAAGAAGCAGAAAAGCAGACCAAAGGAGAGAAAGUGAAAGUGUCAUGGCUUCCUCCAGCAGUCUCCUGUCUGAAGAUCAGCUCCAGUGCUCUAUCUGUCUGGAUGUGUUCACUGAUCCAGUCUCGACUCCAUGUGGACACAACUUCUGCAUGGUCUGUCUCAAAGAGUGCUGGGACAGCAGUUCACGAUGCAAGUGUCCAGUUUGUAUGGAGGAAUUCUCCAAAAGGCCUGAGCUGCGUGUGAACACGUUCAUCUCUGGACUGGCUGCUCAGUUCAAGAAGUCAGUUCAGGUCAAAUCCAGCAGAGCUCCAGAGAAACGUCCCUCCAAACCUACAAAAGUUCUGUGUAACUACUGCACAGAUGAACAGCUGGAGGCUGUAAAGUCCUGUCUGGACUGUGGAGUAUCUUACUGUGAGACUCAUCUGAUGCCUCAUAAAACCAUAGCUAAACUCAAGAAGCACAAACUGAUGGACCCCGUGGAGAACCUGGAGGACUACAUCUGCCAGAAACAUGAGAGACCCCUGGAGCUGUUCUGUAGAAAUGAUCAGACGUGUGUGUGUCGGUUCUGCACUGAAGGAGACCACAAGACUCACAGCACUGUUCCUAUAGAGGAGGAGAGUAGAAGGAAAAGGACCCAGCUGCAGAGGACACAGGCUGCAGUUCAUCAGAUGAUCCAGAACCGACGGAGAAAGAUUGAGGAAAUAAAACGUUCAGUAGAACUCCAUAAAAAAAGCACAGAGAAGGAGAAAGCAGACAGUGUGGAGGUCUUCAGAGCUCUGCUGCGCUGCAUUGAGAGAAGCCAGGCGGAGCUGCUUGAGGUGAUGGAGGAGAAGCAGAAAGCAGCAGAGAGGCAGGCUGAAGAGUUCAUUAAAGAGCUGGAGCAGGAAAUCACUGAGCUAAAGAGGAGAGACACUGAGCUGGAGCAGCUCUCCCACACUGAGGACCACCUCCACCUCCUACAGGUUUACCCGUCCCUCUGCAGCCCCCCACACACCAAGAACUGGACUGACGUCAGGAUUAACACUCAUCUGAGGGUGGAGACUCUGAGGAGAGCUCUGUCUCAGCUUCAGGAAGAGCUCAGUAAGGAGAUGGAGAAGAUUCCUGAGAUCAAAAUAAAGAGAAUUCAGCAACAUGCAGUGGAUGUGACUCUGGAUCCUGAUACAGCUCAUCCUAAACUCCUCCUGUCUGAUGAUGGGAAACAGGUCACAUGUGGAGACAAACGACAGAAUCUCCCUGAAAACCCAGAGAGGUUUGAUUAUUGUGUCUGUGUGCUGGGAAAGGAGGGGUUCUCCUCAGGGAGAUUUUACUAUGAGGUUCAAGUUAGCAAGAAGACUGACUGGGAUUUAGGAGUGACCACAGAGUCCACUAACAGGAAGGGACAGAUUACAGCCAGCCCUAAGAAUGGAUACUGGACUAUAUGGCUGAGAAAUAAGGCUGAAUAUAAAGCUCUGGACUCUCCUCAUGUUCCCCUCUCCUUGAAACAGGCUCUUCAGAAGGUGGGGGUGUUUGUGGAUUAUGAGGAGGGUCUGGUCUCCUUCUAUGAUGUUGAGGCCAGCUCUCAUAUCUACUCUUUCACUGGUCAGUCUUUCACUGAGAAACUCUAUCCUUUCUUCAGUCCUGGUAUUAAUAAUGGAGGUAAAAUCUCAGCACCACUGAUCAUCACACCUGUUGAAUGUUGAAAGUGUCUCAAAAGUGAGGGAGCGCGCAUUUAAGAUGAAAACGGAUUGGCAGAUGGUGAUCCAAUUUCAGACAUAAGUUGUGGGGAAGGGGGAACCUGUUAGGCCAUGUCACCAACAUGGUGGCCAUCUUGAACGCCACCAUCCUGAAUUCAACUUCAGUUUUACAAAUGGGUAAGUAGGUAUGUGACCCAUCAAACGGGUAGAGAGCUUCACCAGAAAAACUGUGGUGUGCUUCAUGUCAACGUAACUUCAUUUGUUCUCAUGCUAAAGCAGUGAUUUUAUGUGAAACCAGAAAAUUGACCAUAAGGUCUAUAGAAUGUGUUCAUGCUGUCCACCAUGUUCGAGUGUUAAGGCUGUCCUUUUCUCCCAUUCAUGAUCAACUUUCACCAAAAUAUCCAGCUGAAUGCCAGCACAAGCAUCAACAGUUCUGUCUUUAAGAUGAACCACAUUCCUCACAGAGUAAACAAGAGCCUUGACAUGACCCCACAGAUAGAAAUCCAAAGGGGUUAAAUAAGGAGAUGGUGGUGGCCACUCGAUUGGACCCAUACGACCACUCCACUUUUAGGGAAACUGCACAUCAUGAUAUUCUCUUCCAUCCUCUGACAACAAUGAAGGAAACACGUCUUCAUUUAACAACCUUGUGUAACAGCUUGUACUUAAUGUUCUGUCAAAGAAGUAAGGAUCCCACAGUUCAGGUACCCCAUACACCCCACCAUGCCCUGACUUUAGGUGAGGCAACCGUAUUAGAUGGAUCAGUCCAGGGAGGGUUUAGUAUCAGUGAUGCUGUUUGUUGUCCUCGUCAUUCACAAAAAAAUCUGCUUCAUCACUGAACAGGACCUGGUAGGGAAAAUGAGCGUUUAUGUUAAUUUGCUGUGUGAUUCAUUCUACAAAUGCUAUCCGAUGAUCUAUAUUCUCCCCGGUCAGGUGUUGCAGCAUCUGAAUUAAACAUUUUGUGAGUCAAGUCAAGAUGGCCACCAUGUUGGUCACAUGGUCUAAUAGGUUCCCCCACCUUCCCCCACAGCUUGUAUCAAAAAUUGGAUCACUGUCUGCCAAUCCGUUUUCAUUUAAUAUGGGUGUUUCCUUACUUACUGAGACACCCUGUACUUCCAUAAGUCCACUUUAUACUGUCAGAUUAUGUUUAUCAUUUUAUGGCAGAGCAUAACUAAAUGUAUGUCCAAAAAAAUACACUACACAGUGAAUGAAUAAAUGAAUGAAUGAACAGUGUAACAACAAUAAAUAAAUGAAUCACUAAUGACAUUUAUUGUACAGUGUUACAAAACUGUUUAUCAUUUGUCUCAAUUUAACUAAAUGAAUAAAUUUGACUGAUGAACCAUA